Molecule: messenger RNA, 3463 nt
Organism: Jaculus jaculus (lesser Egyptian jerboa)
Lineage: Eukaryota; Metazoa; Chordata; Mammalia; Rodentia; Dipodidae
Gene: Tbc1d22b
Product: TBC1 domain family member 22B
Exons: 13
Coding region: 98-1615 (505 amino acids)
Biological process (GO): activation of GTPase activity
Molecular function (GO): GTPase activator activity
Source: RefSeq, a predicted model, not a curated record
UUGCGGGGGUCCUGGGGGAGGGGGGGAGGCCUCCCACGGGGGGCACCCCAGUGUCCCGCCUGCCGGGCUUUCCGCGUCCCCUCCCCGGGCCAGAGCCAUGGCCGCCGACAACAGCAAGCAGUUUUGGAAGAGGAGCGCCAAGCUGCCGGGGAGCAUCCAGCCUGUGUAUGGCGCGCAGCACCCUCCCCUGGACCCUCGGCUCACCAAAAACUUCAUCAAAGAGCGGUCAAAGGUCAACUCAGUUCCUCUGAAGAAUAAAAAGGCCUCCAGUUUUCAUGAGUUUGCCCGGAAUACCAGCGAUGCUUGGGACAUUGGCGAUGAUGAGGAAGAGGACUUUUCCUCACCUUCUUUCCAAACCCUGAACUCAAAAGUUGCUUUGGCAACUGCAGCCCAAGUCCUGGAAAACCACAGCAAGCUGAGGGUGAAACCAGAACGGUCCCAGUCCACGACAUCUGACGUUCCCGCCAGCUACAAGGUUAUAAAGUCCAGCAGUGACGCCCAGCUAUCCAGAAACUCCAGUGAUACAUGCCUGCGGAACCCACUCCACAAGCAACAGUCACUCCCUCUCCGACCCAUCAUCCCCCUCGUGGCCCGGAUCUCAGACCAGAACGCCUCCGGGGCACCUCCGAUGACAGUCCGAGAGAAAACCCGCCUAGAAAAGUUCCGGCAGCUUCUUUCCAGCCACAACACUGACUUAGAUGAGCUGAGGAAGUGUAGCUGGCCAGGGGUUCCCAGGGAGGUUCGACCUGUAACCUGGAGACUCCUGUCGGGCUACCUCCCAGCAAACACCGAGCGGCGGAAGUCAACCCUGCAGCGGAAACGGGAGGAAUACUUUGGCUUCAUUGAGCAGUAUUAUGACUCUCGAAAUGAGGAGCAUCACCAGGACACCUACAGACAGAUUCACAUCGACAUUCCAAGGACAAAUCCACUCAUUCCAUUGUUCCAGCAGCCAUUGGUACAGGAGAUCUUUGAAAGAAUCCUCUUCAUUUGGGCCAUUCGACACCCUGCCAGUGGGUAUGUCCAGGGGAUCAACGACCUGGUCACUCCAUUCUUUGUCGUCUUCCUCUCAGAACACGUGGAAGAGGAUGUGGAGAACUUUGACGUGACCAACUUGUCUCAGGACAUGCUGCGGAGCAUCGAGGCCGACAGCUUUUGGUGCAUGAGCAAACUGCUAGAUGGGAUCCAGGAUAACUACACGUUUGCCCAACCCGGGAUCCAGAAGAAGGUCAAGGCACUGGAAGAGCUCGUGAGCCGGAUCGAUGAGCAGGUCCAUAAUCACUUCCGGAGGUACGAGGUGGAGUACCUGCAGUUCGCCUUCCGCUGGAUGAACAACCUGCUCAUGCGGGAGCUGCCCCUGCGCUGCACCAUCCGCCUGUGGGACACGUACCAGUCUGAACCUGAAGGGUUCUCGCACUUCCAUCUCUACGUGUGUGCGGCCUUCCUGAUCAAGUGGAGGAAGGAGAUCUUAGACGAGGAAGAUUUUCAGGGCCUCCUCAUGCUGCUGCAGAACCUGCCCACAAUACAUUGGGGCAACGAAGAGAUCGGGCUACUGCUGGCCGAGGCAUACAGACUCAAGUACAUGUUUGCCGAUGCCCCCAACCACUACCGCCGAUAGGUGCUGUCUACCCCCCAGGGAGCCAGACUGCCCCCAUCCCUGAUGGCAAUCUGAUCACUGUGGCCACUGUGCGAGCCGUGGACCCCAGCCAGAAGCACUCCUGCUGUACAGAGCUCACCCUCACAGCCCAGGUCUGAACUUUGGACAUCCACCACUCCACGUCUCCGGAUCUGUCUCUUGGACCACUGUCAGUAUUCCGUGCCAUGUGGAUGGGCCCAGCUCUGGGAAAGGACAUAAAAGGAGGUACAGGGUUGUCUGCCCCUUUAAAAGACACUGGACAAAAGAAGGGGAGGCUCAGGGUCUCAAUGCUCACUGUCCCUACAUGCACUGGCUGGCUCUGGCCUCCAGGACCCUACUGAUAACUGUUGGUUUUUUCUUUUCUUUUUAAAAAAAAAAAAAAACCAGAAAAACACAAUUUAUUACAUGCCUACGGCAUGGGAGUAUUAGCUUCUGAUACCGUAGCUUUCUGUGGCUCAGUUAAUUUGAUCUCGGGUCAGAGAUGCCUUAUGUUUUCAGAGUCCUGUCCCUACCCCCUCCCACCAUCCCCACCCCGCCCCCAGCUGCCGAACCCCUCUUUUCCUGCCCUGUCUGAGCCAGCGGGGGGCUGCUUGAGACCUUUGUUCUCAGGUGGUGGAGGCACCACGCUUAAACUCGGGAGAGGCCCAUACCCAAGGGCUGGAAACUUUAUUUUUUCUUUCCUCACCAGGAAUCUGGAUAUGUGCGUGUGUGCGUGCGUGUGGUGUGUAUACAAGCCCAUCAGCAUUUUGUUACACGUCUGAAUUUUUGCGUCCAGACUAGCCCAUCUAAACCACUUGGGAAGAAGGGCCCCAGGGACCAAGGGUACAUGUGUCCCUUGAGAAGCAUCAGGGCAGGGGAGGGAAAAGGGAUGCUUAACCCCCAAACCUUUUUCCAUGAUGACCCCUCCAAGAUAUUAUGUGUAAAUUGUGUUAUUAUGUAUAUGGGCGAAGAUGUACAAAUAUACGUCCUCUUUGUAGCAGAUAUGAUUUUAUAUUUAUAACGUGCAUCAACAUGUGACAGCAGUCGAGGUUCCUAGCACAGAUGAAGUUCUUAGGCAGGUAGGUGGGUGGCUUAAGGGAGAGCCCUGAGGUCAGGGCUGGCGGGUGGCUCUGCAGUUGGAACUGCCCAGCAUCAGUGUCUGUUUUUCCUCCCCUCCCCUUCCUUCCCACCUCUCUUGGGCCUUUUUGCCCUGCCCUCCCUCCUCCUCUGAGGCAGAGCUCCCUUCUCCCCUCCCCUCGCAGCUGCCCGGGAGGAAGGGCACAGGCAGAUGCCUGUGGGCAGGUUCGCAGCACCUGCCCUCCUCCAGCUUCGGAGCGGGACUAAGUCAGCGUUACAUUCAGAUGGGAGCUGGCAGACAAGUCAGUGCCAAGAGAAGGGGGUUCCUGUGUGUCUCCGGGGUUUGGGGUUCGUCCCAGAGAAUGGCAUUAGGUAUCCCUGCGAUCACCAUCACACCCCACACAGCUCAUGAGAUGUGAGACCCACGUUCAAGUCUUGUAUUCGGUAGUACAGAUGUGGGUGACGGGGGCAGGCAGCUGUUGCCCGGGACUCGGUGGCACGCUUAUGUGUGCCUGAGCCGCCCUGCCACAGACCACACCUUGCUGCUGUGACUCAGUGUCUCACCUGGAGCUCCUCUCAGGUGUGCCCCCCCAUCCGUGUGCCUCAGUAGUCUCCUGUGCAGAGCCAGGGCACAUGACCCUCUCUCAGCAGGCUAAUUAAAGAAAGACACUUGUGUUCCCAACUGGUGGUUUUAUUUUUUUAGUCUUUAUGUUUGUGUGGGCAAUUGUGGAUAAAGUGACUGGAUUGUAAAUAAAUAGUGUAUUUCCUCCACCA